Molecule: messenger RNA, 2526 nt
Organism: Ochlerotatus camptorhynchus
Lineage: Eukaryota; Metazoa; Arthropoda; Insecta; Diptera; Culicidae
Gene: BuGZ
Product: Bub3 interacting GLEBS and Zinc finger domain protein
Exons: 5
Coding region: 286-1437 (383 amino acids)
Cellular component (GO): nucleus
Molecular function (GO): DNA binding
Source: RefSeq, a predicted model, not a curated record
AAAAAGUCGUCUCCAUUUUUCUUCGUGCUUGAUUGAAAAGUGAAAAUUCUACGCUGUAAUUUUUCGAUUUUAUCGUGUUGAGAUUCACAUAUUUGUAAUCAAAUAUAGUGCGCUUUCGGAAUUGGUGCUGUGAUAAAAGAAAUAGGCCAAUUGAAUUGUCCGUUAAAGUGUUACCUGAGUGUAAAUAAGCAUAGGAAAAAGUUACCCUUGGUGCCUCGUUCAUUAGCACCAGACCAAGAGGAGUGUAGCUGCUGAACAAGCAAAGAAGAGGAGAAAAAUCCGAUAAUGGGUCGCAAAAAGAAGAAGGCAUCGAAGCCCUGGUGCUGGUACUGCAAUCGUGAGUUCGAUGAUGAGAAAAUUCUGGUGCAGCAUCAGAAGGCGAAGCAUUUCAAGUGUCACAUCUGCCACAAGAAACUGUACACGGGUCCCGGGCUGUCCAUCCACUGUAUGCAAGUGCACAAGGAAUCGAUCGAUAAAGUGCCAAAUUCGCUGCCUAAUCGGUCCAACAUUGAGAUUGAAAUCUACGGCAUGGAAGGCAUCCCGCCGGAGGACAUUCGGGAGCAUGAAAAGCAGAAGAACGGUGGCACUAGGUCCGACUCGGAAGAAGACGAACCGGCCCACAAGAAACCGAAACAGGAAGCCUCUGUUUCUCAAGGCAUGGUCAUGCCCAACAUGAUGACGCCCCAUAUGCAGCCGUACGGAAUGAAUCCGAUGAUGGCAACAAUGGGUCACAUGCCUUACAUGGUGCCCCCUGGUAUGCAGAUGAUGCCACCGAUGAUGGGUGGUCAUCCAAGGCCACUGUUCCCGGCAGCAGCUUCGGCGACAACUAUUUCCGCAAACCCCGCUAUCAACAAGGCAACAUUCCCUGCCUACAGUGCGACGAUCAGUGCUCCACCAACGACCAACUCGGUCAAUGCGGCGAAUGCAACCGCGGGCGAUGCGUCCAAAUCUACGACUGUGAUACCUGCCACCGGUACAACUUCCAAAAUAGUGCACCCGCCCGAGGAUCUCAGCUUAGAGGAAAUACGAGCUCGCAAGUCUCAGUACCAGAAAAAGAUUAGUAUGGCGACGCAGCAGUUGCUGCAGCAGAAGCAACAGGAAAAACAUCAGGCAGCGGCCGUAGCGGCGGCCACGGCUGCAGCCCAGCAACAGCAACAACAGGUCCAAGCCCAUUUCAAAGCGCUCUCUUCGGCUGCCGCGGCCAGUGGGACCAACACCAUAGUCACCAGCCACCCCGGCAAGGACAGCCGGUUACUAUCGCCUCAUGAGGUACCGAUGUCGUUGAACGGUCCCAUGCAGCUCAUGAAUCCGAUGAUGCGACAAGGCCUAGCGAUGGGUCAUCCGGGGGCGGCUUUAAUAGGCGGAAAUAUGCUCCGCCCUGGUCAUCCGCAAAUGGGUCUUGGUCCAGGUAGGUACAACCACUACUAUCGAAGAUAGAGUUCCCACCUUCCGCUCUCAAACUACAACAAAAAAAAAGUUACAUAAAUCCACACGCGAAUGGAGCUCGAUUGAAAAAAAAAACCACACAUUCUUUAGAUUAUAUUAAGACUUACUCAGAAAUUUUACAUCUAUAUUUUUAUUUUCACAUUUUUCCUCCGAAAGUGUAACAGUAACAAAAAAUGACAUGAAAAGAUAAUCAUAUACAAGUAGGAUUUGUAAUAUAGACCAAUAAACGCGCCAGACGAGCAAGUUCAAUCAGUAGACACCUCUAUAAUAGUAGAACUCAUUGCAUUUGAAUCGAAAAGAAGCACAGGACAUACGUGUGGGCGUUUGUCGUAGAAUUGUCACCCGUACACUGUUAGUGAACCAGUUUGUGCAUCUUACAACACACAUUGCCAAAAUUUUCACGCGAAAACAUCAUAAACAACACAUUAUAUUCAUUUCGAUCACUUAUCUCUAGAUUGUGUCACACAUUUUAAUAGUGUAGUCUUCUUUUUUUACUUACUCUAUUGUUCGUUAAUCGAAAAAUAUAAAUGCUCUUGAUUUCUACCUUCUAAGGAAAAGUUUUUAAGAGUUUUGAAGUUUAUGUAAACCGCAUUAUGCCAUAGUGAUGUAAGGACAGUUGUAACACAGUCAUUCUGAUAUGCUUUCUUGAAACGUUCACCCCUAGCGCGUUUGUUCGUUUUUUAUAAUCUGCCUAUUCCAGUCCAUAUAUUUUUGUUUCUAGUUUACGCUCAUCUGAAACCCAGCUUAACAUAGCAUCCCCAACCAUCUCUGUAACGAUUAAUAAUCCAUCAAAUGAAUGUAUCAUGCAAGCAAACAAACAAACAAACAAAAAAAGAAUCGAAUACACGCGUAGAUCGUAGCUCUGAAGCAAACAAUCCCGUGCUGACUUUUCUUUCGUUCCAUCCAUUCGAAUGACCCCAGAAUAUAAUUAACUUAAUGUUGCUGCCAGCGAACUAGCUCUUCUGUCUACCUACUACUAUUAGCUGUAAUAUUAUUGUUUAUUAAUGUUUAUAUCAACUUGAUGAGGGAGAAACGCUUUCUCUUGCAUACUUAACAAUAAAUACACAGUAAAUUUAAUGA